AGGUUCAUAUGGCUCUGGAAGUUAGUCUUAUCAGACAUCUUCUUUUAAAUGGAGCAGAGGAACUAUGUGGUGAAUAAGAGAAGGGUUCCAGCGUUUAUUUGCAGGGGCCAUGCGAGACGAUUUACACAAACAGCCACUGAUAGAACCAGACUACCACAUGGCCAGGAUGUCAAGGACUUGGACAAAGAGAAAGGUUCUUCCAAAAAGACCGUUACCAUGGCACCCACGUCUAUGUACUUGACAGGCAGAAGCUUGUACACUGCCAGAAAACCGCUGAUCUCAGCAGAGCACCAGACUUCCAUUCUGAAGAAUCCUCUCACGCAAGAUUGUUCAGAAACAGUCCAUGUGAGCAAUGCGGCAAGUAAUCAGAAAGAAAGUGAGUGGUUGCAUAAAAAGUCAGACAACUGCAUCUCAAAAAGGACAAGUACACCAAAGAUCAUUGCUCCUUCUCUUUCAUCAUCCAGAGAAGAUCUGUCUGCUUCGUUAAGUCUAUCAGACCUCAGGCUGUGUUCUUCUGAUGAUGAGCUAAAUUUCAGCUUUGUGCCUUUAGCUAGCAAAAAUACAAGACUGAACAUUUCCAGUCCUGUUUUAGAUGACUUAAGCCUAACUGAAUCACAAAGCCGUAAGUGGAUUUCCACCCAGGAGACUAUCUCUCAUUCAUACACCUUUCAAACCCGUCCCUCACAAAAGACAAAAACAUUCAAGCAGGAGAGAGACUCCCUUCCCAACACUAGAUCCUCACUAAGUUAUAACAAGGGCUACUCAACGGAUCUUAAACAUAUGUCCCCUUAUCAAGCUAAUUACUGGGCCUGUGCCAUUCCCAGCUGCUUACCACCCUCCCCAGACCGCAAGUCCCCCAGCUGGGACCCUGACAGGGAGUAUCAGACACUCCUAGAUUAUACAUACCCUAUAAGGCCUAACACAGCAAGCAACUGGCAACCCAAAAAGUGUAAAACUUCUACGCAAACUAAUCUUUUUCUGCCAGACUCUGGAAUUGAACUGGACAGUUUUCUCAGCUGCUCUAGCCUUUCCUGCUUGGACCCACCUGGGACUGAAAUAGAUGAUUCUAGAUGUGAACCAACCUCUGGUCAAAGCUUAUAUGAAUUUCAUAGACUCAAUCAGAGUAAACUGUUACAUUCUAAAUCAUCAGAUCUCAGACCAUCUAGUAGCUUGUAUUCAUCAGUGGAGCAGGUGGGUUUAUCAGUGGAAAGCCUUGAUUGUGAGGAAAAGCAAAGCUUUUAUUGCAAGGAACGUGGCAUCUUUCCCACAUCCAGGUCUGCGCCUAACUUCAUCAGGUCCACAUGCAUCUUACCCCAUCCUGAUUCACUUGGCGAUUGGGAUGAGGAGUUCCUACGUUUGCCUAGGCGGCUGCAGGAGCUUCAGGAUCUGUCAGACCAGCUAAAGAACAUCACAGAACAGAUAGGUCAGCCAGUCAAGACUGGAUGGCAGUUACUGGAAAGGGAGAGUGCCUCAGUAAGAUCUUCAGCAGCACAUAUGGAGAAGCAAGCCCAGGUCUCUGAUCAGCAGGAAAAUGAGGACCAAAAACAGGCUGUGGAUGUUUCUUUCCAAAAUGAGGAUUUCUCUGAACAGUUGAAGGGGCUUGAUGACAGAGUGUCUACAAUCAGCAGUGAAUUAUACAGAGGAGAUGUGAGGAAAGUAGAAGCCAUUAUGAAUCAGAUAAAGUCACUAUCUGAGUUUCAGAGGACAGAGAUUGAUGAGGGAGAAGAUGAAACCAAGGAGUCCCUGCUGCAGCACCUAAAAGCUUUUUGCUCAAAUUUAGAACAGCUGAUCCAGUGGUUGUACAAAGUGGUGGAGAAGAUGGAGGUCAUACCACCUAAUUCAGUGGACAUUGAGAGUGUAAAAGCCUCUCUGGCUGACUAUGAGAGUUUCCAGAAGGAAGUCCAAGCUCACAGACCACUUACUGCCUCGGUCCUCCAGACCGGAGAGAUAUUACUGUUCUGUAUGAACUCUGCUUCUCCCUUUCUGAAGGAGACGUUGAUGUUGAUAGAAAGACAGUCUGAUGCGUUGGAGACUCACUCAGAGCAUCUCUUCUACUCCAUCCUGUCUACUAUAGACCACCUUAAAGAAUCAAACUCACACGACAGCACAGAAAUGACAUCCUGACGGAUCUUCACCUGUAAGGAUCAGUUGAGUUCAGUGUGUAUUGUACCUUCAUGUACCAGUGUUACAUCAUGUCAGAAACACAAUGUAAGUGGUUACUGGUACAGAACUUGUUAUUCAGGGCUUCUAUAGUUCAGGGUUCCUAAUAUCAGCGUUAUUAUAAUUAAAGAAACUUUUCACGAAUUCAUAAAA
Trichomycterus rosablanca is the source of this 2313-nucleotide messenger RNA. It is a transcript of the gene cep68, whose product is annotated as centrosomal protein 68. The coding region runs from base 49 to 2124 and encodes 691 amino acids. Lineage: Eukaryota; Metazoa; Chordata; Actinopteri; Siluriformes; Trichomycteridae. The transcript is spliced from 6 exons. The record is from RefSeq and is a predicted model, not a curated record.